Messenger RNA from Ogataea philodendri, 1227 nucleotides. RefSeq lists its product as uncharacterized. Gene Ontology annotation, cellular component: nucleus. Lineage: Eukaryota; Fungi; Ascomycota; Pichiomycetes; Pichiales; Pichiaceae. The transcript has a single exon. Bases 1 to 1227 code for a protein of 408 amino acids. The record is from RefSeq and is a predicted model, not a curated record.
AUGUUUGGCCAGACUGCAAACGAUUCAACACAACCGAUCAACAUCAGCUUUUCGCGGUCAGGGUCUGUCUACCAGAAUCCGCGGAUUCGAAGGGAGAGCAUAGCCCAUUCGCAGGGGAUGGGAGGGAUUUCAUGGGGGUCCGUUACGAUUGGUUCUUGGCUGAAAGAUGAGGUUAUGUUGCACGCUCAGCAACAACAGAAUACACAUAGCAAUACUUUAUCACCAUUUCUGGGUGCUAAUCACUCGAUGAACGCUCAUAUGAUUACUAAUAAUUUCGACAACCUCAAUAGGAAUGAUAGUCUAAGCAUGGCCUUUUCGCCCAGCAUGAAUAAUACCUCCUAUUUGGCAGACUUGGAGGCCACCUAUUGCAAAGACUACUCCUGCUGCGGUCAGCUUCUUCCGACGUUGCACGAUCUACUCAGACAUUACGAAGAGAUGCACAUCCAGCCUGAACAACCCCUGGAAACUCCGAGAGCGCGGCCCGUGAACACGGCGAUGGAUACUGUGAGCACCAACGAGGUGUUUUUGUCGCAUCAAGGAGGAGCAGACGGAAACUUACAGCCUCAGCAAACCCAAGCGCAUGGAGUUGCUGAUACUUUGGGUGCGUUUGGAUUCAACCAGCAGCAGACCUCUGACGACCAAUACCAACAAUCUAGAAUGGGAUACACGAUGCAAUACCAACAGCCACAGCAGAUGAACAACCAACAAAACAACCUUGGACAGCUUGGGCAGCCCGCUCUUCAACAACAGCAUCCUACACUGUUCCAAAUGCCUCAACGACAGCAAUCGCCGCUUUCUGCGCAACCAACGCCUCGUUCUAAUCACGCUAACGUGGCGCCUCCACGAGCAGGAUCUCCUCGUCAGUUCGCGAUGGACGAAGACGAGGACAUGGAUGAAGAUAAUGAGGUGUGUAUAGACGAUCCGGCAAGACAUUUGUACGUGAUGGAGCAAGGCGAGAGUCGGCCUUUCAAGUGCCCGGUGAUAGGAUGUGACAAGAACUACAAGAACCAGAAUGGACUGAAGUACCACAGGCUUCAUGGUCAUCAGAACCAGACUUUAAGGGCCAACCCAGAUGGCACAUUCUCUGUGAUCGACCCCGAGAGCGACGCUCCGUAUCCUGAUGGAAUGGGUAUGGAAAAGGACAAGCCAUACCGCUGCGAAGUGUGUGGCAAACGGUACAAGAACCUCAACGGUUUAAAAUACCACCGUGGACAUUCGACGCAUUAG